CUUCACGAACACGCCAGCGCCGACUCCUCCCGGCCCUUCGACGUGGCUCUUUCCCUCUCUCUCCGUUCGACAGUGUGCCCCCGUGUGGUUCGUCUCGCAUAAGGUCCAGGAGACACGCGCGCCAGUCGAUCCCUCGCGCCAAAGGAAAAGAUCACGUGACCCGCCAGGGAAAAAAGUGGAAAUUUACAUUUGGACGUUUCAAGUUUCCACAACACACAGGAUGUACAGUGCAAACAAGGCGACGACGACGGCGCUGGCGGUGGCGCUGGCGGUGGCGCUGUCGGUCGUGAGCGUCGGAGCCGAUUCCUCGCCGUCGCAGUACGAGCUCCCGUCCAACGCCACGGUGGUCAACGGAGGUCCCAUCGUCACGGGCUUCAGCUGCGACGGCCUCAAGUACGGGUACUACGCGGAUCUGAACAACGGGUGCAGAGUGUUCCAUAUCUGUUACCCUUAUCUCGAUGCUGAGGAAUUCCUGCGUACAAGGAUGUUCUCGUUCAUCUGUGGCCUCGGGACGGUGUUCAACCAGGUGACCCUCGUGUGCGACUUCCCCAACGACUCCAUUCCUUGCGAAGACUCUCCGAACUACUACGACUCGUCCAACGGGCAGUUCGGCCUCAGGGAUGUGAACUUCAACGAGUAACCAGCGCAAAAGGCUAAACGUGUAGAGUUCUUGGCUUUAAGACGUGUAGGUGGUAGGCCUAGGCUAUAGCAUUAGUGGUUGAACCUUGGGGUCGGGCACACAGAGCGGCUGUAUGCCCUGUGGUUGUGCUUGAUAUGCCUCUGGGGAUAUGUCUGAGUGUUAGAUAUGUGCGUGUGUAAGCAUGCAUGUGUAUAUAUGUAUAUAUAUAUAUAUAUAUGUAUAUAUAUAUAUGCAUGUAUAUAUAUGUGUAUAUAUACAUAUAUAUAAUACACACACACG
Messenger RNA from Penaeus chinensis, 919 nucleotides. Its product is annotated as U-scoloptoxin(01)-Cw1a-like. NCBI's taxonomy places the organism in Eukaryota, Metazoa, Arthropoda, Malacostraca, Decapoda, Penaeidae. The transcript is spliced from 4 exons. Gene Ontology annotation, molecular function: chitin binding. The record is from RefSeq and is a predicted model, not a curated record. The coding region runs from base 221 to 640 and encodes 139 amino acids. Gene Ontology annotation, cellular component: extracellular region.